This is a messenger RNA of Armigeres subalbatus, 2093 nucleotides long. Its product is annotated as chorion peroxidase-like. Gene Ontology annotation, molecular function: peroxidase activity; heme binding. NCBI's taxonomy places the organism in Eukaryota, Metazoa, Arthropoda, Insecta, Diptera, Culicidae. The record is from RefSeq and is a predicted model, not a curated record. Gene Ontology annotation, biological process: response to oxidative stress.
AUGAGCAAAUCUGAUAUGCUGAUCCUCAUGGCAGAAACAUUCACGAACUACAGCAACGUGGUGUUAACUUUAGGAUUUAGGGAAGAUCCAUUAAUUACGUUGCACCCAGGAGCUGUGCAUCAUGGCAAGUACAUCCCGAAUCCGGAAGAGCAAAUCAAUGUUUAUGGGCAUGUUUUCGCCAGCCGAAAAUUCGCCGAGUUGACCAAUAUGACCCUGGAGGACAGCGACCGAUUUGCGAGGGUUCCCAGAGCAAUACGGAAACGAUGUCUGCCGCCGGUUCCUUGUAACCCGAAUGCCCGAUACCGAACCAUCGACGGAUCGUGCAAUAAUCCGUUGCCGGAACGCACCAGCUGGGGCAUGGUGGGAUAUCCAUUCGACAGGGUUCUACCGCUGGCGUACGAAGAUGGCGUUUGGGCUCCAAGGGUUCAUUCGGUAACUGGAAACCUACUACCGAGCGCUCGGACCGUCUCCGCAACACUCUUCCCGGAUGCUUUUGGGCCAGACCCUCGACUAAAUAUUUUGUUCAUGCAAAUGGGUCAGUUGAUUUCGCAUGACUUUGCACUGAGUCGCGGUUUUACUCUUCAAAACAGAGACGCUAUUGAAUGCUGCGCACCGGAUCUUUCUGGGCCACUUUUAGGACCACACCGACACUUUGUCUGCUUACCAAUCGACGUUAGUCCGAACGAUCCGUUUUAUUCCCAGUUUGGAGUUCGCUGCUUGAAUCUGGUACGGAUACAACUGGCUCAAGGAUCUGAGUGCCAGCUAGGCUUCGCUAAGCAAGCAGACUCCGUUACUCACUACCUGGAUGCAUCAAAUGUGUACGGUUCGACUGAUGAUCAGGGCGCGGCACUUUGAUUAUUCCAGCAGGGUCGCCUGCGCGACACGUCCCCGAAUGGAAUAGAGCUGCUCCCAUUCGUAAGAAAUCUGCGAAGCUGUGUCCCUUGGGCUCGUGUUUGCUAUGAAGGUGGUGACAUCCGAGCGAACCAGUUGCUGGGAUUGACCGUGACACAUACACUGUUCCUUAGGGAACACAAUCGGUUGGCAGUAGGCUUGAGUCAGCUUAAUCCUCACUGGGACGAUGAAAAGCUGUACCAGGAAGCCCGAAGAAUUUUGAUAGCCGAAUACCAGAACAUAGUUUUCAACGAGUUUUUGCCGAUUGUGCUUGGCCAUCAAAAAGCACAACAGCUGCGCCUGGUCGAUCCAAUUGACAGUUACAGCAAUGUUUUUAACCCAGACCAUCCAACGAUGGUGUUGACUGAAGUCGCCGCAGCUGCUCACCGGUACGGGCAUUCGCUCGUAGAAGGUUUCUUUAGAUUCCUAACACGCGAAGAACCCCCAGAGGACGUAUCCAUCAAGGACAUUUUCAACGAUCCAACGAAGACCCUUGAGCAGAACAGCUUCGACAUCAUGAUGUUCUCCUUCGGGCAGCAACCAUCGGAGUCGAUGGAUCAAUUCUUCACAUCCGGAUUGACGAGGUUCCUGUUCCAAGAACGCAACCCAUUCGGGUUCGAUCUGGCUUCGAUCAACUGUCAAAAAGGUCGUGACGUUGCCAUGCGUUCAUACAACGACUACCGCGAACUGACCGGUCAAGGUCGUGUAACCGAUUUCAACCAGCUGGGAGAAGUCGGAGCACUGUUGGCGCAGGUGUAUGAAUCCCCCGACGAUGUCGAUCUUUGGCCUGGUGGAGUGCUGGAACCGCCGGAGAAUGGUGCCGUUGGAGGACCAACAUUCGCUGCCCUGUUGGCCGAUGGAUACUCUCGGUUCAAGUUCGGCGAUCGGUACUAUUUCACCAACGGUCCCGAGAUUAAUCCGGGUGCGUUCACGCUGCCGCAGCUGAAUGGGCUGAGGCGGACAACGCUUGCUGGCCUUAUCUGUGCCAAUGUGGACUACAAGGAAGACUUUUACCAAGUGCCGCAAGCUCUUCUGCAGUCCAGUAGGGAAAACGUUCCCGUGCCGUGCUUUAAUUAUCAGAGCAUACAGCUAGAAGCAUGGCGUGAGGAAGGGUUUUAAAUUUAUUUAAAAAAAUGUUUGAAUGUUCGGAAUGCUAUAACAUUGUCAGAGAAUUAUUUGUUGUUGAAUUGUUUUUAAUUUAA